This is a messenger RNA of Cuscuta epithymum, 1241 nucleotides long. The record is from the annotation of a GenBank genome assembly. NCBI's taxonomy places the organism in Eukaryota, Viridiplantae, Streptophyta, Magnoliopsida, Solanales, Convolvulaceae.
UUCUCGCCGGCCAGCUGGAACUUAUAAAUAUCCAAUAUACACACUUUCCCCCCAUUCACAACCAAUUCCCCAUUCAUGUCUACAAGUGUUCUCUCCUCUCAACCCACACUCCCACAAAAACAAGACCCUUUCACAUUAAUGGAAGAAGAAGUUCAAAACACAAUGGAAAGCUUCAGCUUCGAUCAUCCCCGCCGGAGAGACGAUCAAGAUCUUUCCGAGGAACUCUCAAAGCUGAGCUUUUUAUUAGAUGAUGAAGAAGAUGAAGAGGAAUGUUAUGAUGAUGACGAAACCGACGAGGAGGACGAGGACGAGGAAGAAGAAUUCUCUUUCGUCUGCAAUGACGGGGCGCUGUUAUCGCCGAUCGCGGCGGAGGACGUGUUCCGUGACGGGGAAAUCCGGCCGGUGUUCCCUCUGUUCAACCGGGAUCUUUUCUUGGCCGCCGUCGACGGUGGUUUGGAGGACUUGAGCCUAAAACGCCUAAAACAGAGGUUGCCGGCGACGCCGCAGGUUUACGUGGAGGCGAAUUGCGACCCUUCUCUGAAGGCGUCAUCUUCUUCUGCGGGGAAUGAAGAAAUCGCCGGGCCGUGCUGCCAGUGGUCAUCGCCGGAGAAGAAGAUAGCUGCCGAGGAGACGCCGGCGGCGGAUGUUUGUAAGAAGAGCAACUCGACCGGGUUUUCGAAGUUCUUGAGGUUUAAGGAAUUCAUUCACCGGAGUAACAGCGAGGGCAGGGACGCAUUUGUGUUCUUUAAACCUCCGGCGCCGGCGAAGGGAUCGGAGAAGAAACCGGCGAUGGAGAACAGGGGCACCGACGGGGAAGUCAAAGUCAAAGUCCCGGCGGAAGUCAAAGUCAAAGUUGCGCAAAAGAAGAAAAAGAAGAGUGAAAGCGCGUUGGCCCACGAGCGUUUCUUGAGAAGUAAGGCGAAUGACGGUCGUGGACGGCGGCGGUCGUACCUGCCUUACCGGCCGGAGCUCGUCGGACUUUUCACUAAUGUCAACGGCGGGCUAACGAGGAACGUACAUCCUUUUUAAGCAGGAUGAUUAUUCAAUUGAUUAUUUAUGGUUUACGGUAAACAUUAACUCUAUAUCUUUAAUAAGCAAGUGACAAUUUGUAUUUGUAAUUAAUGUGUAUGUACAUUUUUUGAGGGGUUAUGACUUAUAUGACCAAGUGUAUGUAAUUAUGCACGAAUACAUUUAUUUGAGUUUGGGUGCCAAUAUGAGAUAAUGUUCUUUUUCUUGAAGCA